Xiphophorus hellerii (green swordtail) is the source of this 3813-nucleotide messenger RNA. RefSeq names its product doublecortin-like kinase 3 (gene dclk3). The transcript has 7 exons. NCBI's taxonomy places the organism in Eukaryota, Metazoa, Chordata, Actinopteri, Cyprinodontiformes, Poeciliidae. Gene Ontology annotation, biological process: intracellular signal transduction; protein phosphorylation. Gene Ontology annotation, molecular function: protein kinase activity; ATP binding. The record is from RefSeq and is a predicted model, not a curated record. Bases 1 to 2460 code for a protein of 819 amino acids.
AUGAAGGCCAGGAAUGGAGGCGAAGUGGCACGAAACACUAAAUGGGGAGUGGCAGGGCCGCCUGUCCCCUUAUUGAAGCGUGCUGGUUGGGCACCUCAGCCUUGGCCCCUACGCCCACACCAACUGGAGCGGGUAUACAGGCCCCACAUCCCUCCUCCUCACCCACCGCUCUUCCACACAAGGCAUGCGGAGGAAAGCGCCGAGCGGCCUCAUCUGGUCACUAUUGUCCGCCCAUGUAGUCAAAAUGGACUGCGGAAGGUGACGGUGCUGCUGAACCGCAGGGCUGUGGUGUCGUUUGAGCAGCUGCUCCUGGAUCUCUCAGAAGCGUUGGGGUUUCCUCGCUGGCACAGAGGAAGAGUCACUCGUCUGUACACGACACAUGCUCGAGAGGUAAAGGGUGUGUGUGAUUUCUUCUGUGGUGAAGUGGCCUUCUUGGCUCUCGGAAAGGCCCGCCCCGUGCUGAACAGUGUGCAGGAUGCUCUGGAGGAACUUUUUCCAGAACAUUCCCAUUACCGCGCCGAUGCCCUGCAGGUCUGGGAGAAGAAACUCCGGCCAGCGCCAGAUAAAGCUGCUAAAGCUGACAGUGGCUACAGCGAGGAGACGGAAAACACUGGGAAAAUACAAGAGACGCAACGAGACGCACAUACGCAUGUCAAGAAUCACACCAAAGCUCACACGUCUCAACAUGCAGACAAAAACCAGGAAGGACAGUAUAUUCCUGACUCCCAGAAGUCAGAUAAGAAGAAUUCUUGCAAAAAACCUGCUCACCUUCCAAACAACCUCCAGAAGUUGCGUGUUAGGGGAGAAGUGAAAGAGAGACAUCCAUCUCCUAUUGGUCCAUUCAAGCAUAAUGAGGUUCUCAGAGACACAAAUAUCCCCUCUCCUAUUCUGUGUGAAAACUGCUUGGCAACAAGGUCAAGACCUCUGGCUCCAGGACUGGUCAGUACUCUAUCAGGAAGGGUCCCACUCCCUCCCGUGUCAAAGAAGCAGAAAGGAAGCCAUCACACAGGCCAAGAGGUGAAACAGUCAGAUGUUUCUAUCAGCCCCUCGUCUCCUCAAGUCAGCAGAGACAAGGAGAAGAGCUCUGCACCAUCACAGCUUCUACGUCCAGCUCCACAUGUGGCCUCAGCUCACACAGAAACACAGCUCACAGAGAGCUGCGUCCUCCCCUGCGAGGGCACAGACCUCACGCUGGCUGACAUCGAGCGCUGCUAUGAAAUCGGCCGUUUGAUCGGAGAUGGGAACUUUGCCGUGGUGCGGGAGUGCCGUCGGCGUGACAACGGCCAACCCGUCGCUGUGAAGAUCGUGGAGCGCUCCAAGCUGGUUGGUCGAGAACACAUGAUGCAGAACGAGCUGAGCCUCCUCGGUAGUCUGAGUCACCCCCGUAUCGUGCGGCUGCUGGCCCACCACCACACCCAUACCCACUCCUACCUGGUGAUGGAGCUGGUGAGCGGAGGGGAUCUGUUCGAGGCCAUCAAUGACAAGGGAAAGUUUCUAGAGCCUGAGGCUGGACGGAUGGUUUCGGAUAUGAGCGAAGCACUGAACUACAUCCACUGCAGGAGCAUCGUCCACAGAGACCUAAAACCUGAGAAUUUACUGAUAGAGAAAGUAUCCGCUGGCAUCGGUCGGCUGAAGUUGGGGGACUUCGGCCUGGCUAUGGUGGUAACAGAACCGGUUUUCACCAUAUGUGGCACACCAACAUAUGUAGCCCCAGAGAUCCUCCGCGAAACAGGGUACGGUGUACCAGUGGAUGUUUGGGCUCUGGGGGUGAUUCUUUACAUCCUGCUGUGUGGCUUCGCCCCGUUCCGCAGCCGGGAUCGGGAUCAGGAGGAGCUCUUCAAGCUAAUAAAACACGCAGAACUUCAUUUCCCUUCGCCCUACUGGGACUCAAUCUCAGAAGAAGCUAAAGGUCUUGUCAGAUCUCUGCUUAAACCAGACCCCACAGUGAGGCUGACAGCAGAGCAGAUCCUCCAGCACCAUUGGGUGAAGGCUAUGGCUUCAGUCUGCAGCCAGAGGGCGCUCUCUGACAAAACUAAGAGGGACUCGGCAGAUAGUAAAACAGAACUGCACAGAGCAGCUGCAACAAAAGCAGCAGAAUCACUGGCGAAUCAAAUAGCAGGACACUCUGGCACCAAGAAGGAAAUAUCUCCCAGGAGACAUGAUGCAUUCACAACAAGAGGACAAGACCAGAACAAAACUCCACUGGUCCAAUCAGAAGACAUGAGCACCAUCGACAUUGUGGCUUCCCAGAAGAAGAAGCAAACACCUCUAUAUGAAACAGCUUGUCAAGAAAAACCAGAAACUAUCUCUGCAGAGCAGCACAGCAGGGAAAACAUUCAGGAUUCAGGUCAAAAGCUCUCAAAUGUGGACCUUUUUAAUCAAAGUGACUCCUCCAUAACUCAAACUGAGCCUUCAUCCCAGAAUAAACUGCAGUCCAAGCAUAACAGGGAACAGCAGUGACCAGUGGAUCCGACAGCUCUAACCAAACACCAACAAUAGCAAAUUGCUGAGAACAGCGUAAUUCAUCCCAGACCAGCAGCUGAUUCUUCAGCUCUGUCCUUCGGCACUAAAGCUCACACACUUCUACCCUGCAGCCGCCCUCCACAAAUAGACUGAAGACCAUACCAAGGCAAAUGGUCACAACACAUUCAAGCCCCAACUUGUCUGGGAUUUUUCUCUGUUUGAUUGUGUAAUUAGAUCAGGGUCAUCAUUUUUCUUGUUGCAAACAAUAGCCCUGAUUUUUUUUUUUUUUUUGUAAUUGAAGCUUUGGGUGACAGGCAGAUGAUGGGUUUUUACUUUCGUAGACUGAAUAGAGUCUGAUUGAUGAGAUUUGAUGCAUCUGAUAUACGUGCAUACGCCAUUUGUCCUGCAUUUUGGAACUAAUCAUGGGAUUUUGUGUUAUGACUAAGCCUCUGCCCAAACCCUGUGAAUGAAGCUUGUAAACAGGAAGCGUUUUAUAAGUUGUUUGAUUAUGUUAUUAGUACAGUUCUUACGUAUUUUUGUUUAUGUUUCUCUGCAAAUCAUUUGUAUCUUUUGUAAAUGAGAUCUCUACGGCUAGUAGCUAUUUUUAAUUACAUAAAAGUAUGAGUCUGUACACUUAUAGUUGGAUAAUUUGUCUUUUUACGAUUAUAUGAAUUUCCGAUUUAAAAUGAGUAAAUUUCACUUUAUCACCCUUUACAGUUGGUUUAUUGCAUAUUUUUUUAUAGUAAACCACUGCUGGUAUGACUUUACCGUAAUGACAUUCAUAAUGUCUAAAUGAAUGUGUAGUAAGGGGUUGUAAACAAUGUGGAGGGUUGGAACACACUGAGGACAGUGUGUGACCACAUUCAGCUACUGGAUAAACUUUCUGUGCAUACCUAUGAGGGGUACUGGUCCCUUGCCAUUCCACACACACCAAAUAAAGCCUAUCUCUCUGUCCAAUGAGGGCUGGUUAAUCCUGUCCCUCCCGAUUGCAGACAGCUGACACUCAGACAUCCUGCCCCACCCAACCCAAAGGACGUCCACAACCCCGCAACCCCCUUACCCAGGCCAGUCCACAUCCGCAACCUUUGUGGCUUCUAAGCUGUAUAUCUGGGGGCACUGAUGGACGGAUAGCGCUAAUAAAUGCCUAUGGUCAAGUGUCAGUGCUGUGGGCCAUGGGUAAUUAAAGCCUCUCUCAAAGAUCCUGCUGCUCUGGCUAAAUUAUUCAUGCUUACCCAAAACACACAUUCACAGAAUUCAUUCAAAUUAGCUGAAUUUUAUAGACUACAGCAAAACACCUUUAAUGGUGCAGUCCAGACACCAAAACACAAAUGAUGUGAUUUGGUUGUCACA